Molecule: messenger RNA, 3053 nt
Organism: Malaclemys terrapin pileata
Lineage: Eukaryota; Metazoa; Chordata; Testudines; Emydidae
Product: C-type lectin domain family 12 member A-like
Exons: 7
Coding region: 57-809 (250 amino acids)
Source: RefSeq, a predicted model, not a curated record
CCUUAAAAGUGCUAUAAUUUUUUGACUUGAAAUAUAAGCUUCUCUCUUCACCAGCUAUGACAGAAGAAAUAACAUAUGCGGAUCUGGAAUUUAGUAAAUCUUAUGCACUGGAAAAUAUCCCAAAGCCUGCUGCUCCUGAGGAAAAAGCACUCCACUCUUCAUCCUCCACAUGGCGUCUGGUUGCCUUGACUUUCCUCAUACUGUGCUUGGCAUUGCUGCUAGGGAUGUUAGCCCUGGGGAUUGUGUUUUUUCAGGUUUCCAAUGAUUUCCAGAAACAAUUUGGGAACCUCAUGAGGAACCAGGAAACUCUGCAAACAAAUUUUUCAAAAAGGCUGCAAGACAUGAAAGAUCAUUUGUGUCUUAAAGGAGAGGAAAAUAAUGAGAAUAAUGGAUCCAGUUGUAUGCUCUGCCCUGCAAACUGGCAAUGGAUGGGAGGUGACACCUGUUUCUACAUAUCAACGCAGAAGAGGUCAUGGGAAGAGAGCCAGAGGUUCUGUUCCUUACAGAAUUCCACCUUUCUCAUGCUAAAACACAGGCAUAAGCUGGGAAAUAAUGUGGUGACUUCUUCACAGAACCAUGUACCUCCAAGAGAGAAUACCCAAUAUUAUUGGAUUGGUUUACACAAAUCUGGAGAGAACAGCUGGUAUUGGACGGAUGGCUCAGCUCUUUUGACAAAGAAAGAAGAUUGGAUUGACUUGUAUCCAUCCUAUAAUUGUGGCUACCUAUAUAGAGAAAAAAUUUAUAAUGACCACUGCACAGAGAAGCACCUCUGGAUCUGUGAGAAAGCAGCUGUCAAACUAAGAGCAUGAAAUACAGUGAAACAUAUGAGCUGACAGUCUCCAGAUCCAUUUGUCUAGGUUUGCUGGAUUCUCACUGAAAGGCUCUCCUCUCUGAAAUGUACUGCCUCGCAGAUCCAACCGAGGGCUCCUCUUCACAGAUGUUGCACUGGUGUAUCUGGGGCAGAGUGGGCUGAUGUGGUGUCUUGCUGUCAAAAGUUGGGGUGGGUCUUAAAUGUAGAUUUCAGUUGAAUUUUGUACAAUUUGUAUUGUACUCUUUUUUUAAAAUGUUGCAUACUUUAUCUCCUGUCGUGUUUUUGUUUGUUAUAUACUACCACAUGUGGAUAAAUCAUUUUGAGGGCCUUUUCUGUAUUGUACAUGUUCUUUGAUCUUUGGUGAGGUGUCAUUUAAAAAUUUGAAUACAAAAUAUCUUUUACUUCCAGGGCACCCUCUGUCUGCAGAAUAGAAAACUCUUGUGUGCUCUUGUGCCGAGAGAGACCAGUUGGGGUGCACCAUGUAACAGGCCCUGGUUUCAGCCAGAGUUGGGUGGUAGCAGGGGAGUUUCACCAUGGGAGCUUUGACUCUGGAUGUCCGCUCCCCCUCCCUAGAUCAGAAAGAGUAGAGGUCUCCCUGGUAUGGUCACCAACCCAAGGCUCUUACUAAGUGACAUGAUCUACUCUUGAAUACAUUUUGUUUCUUGAUUAAAUGAACUUUAACAAGGGCCCCAAAUUGUCUUUUCAUUAAUGUUUACACAAACAAAACUGCAGGAUCAUAAAAGGAAGAAGAAAGUACUGUGAACAAUGCUGAAUAGACGUGCAGUCCAGCGUUUGCAAACAUUGUCAUGAAUACAUUUAUAUCUUUUGAUAGUGAUGACAAUUAUAAUUCUGAAAAAGCCACUUCCAGUAGAUAUGGGGAUCACAAGGAUUAGGGUAUAUGCAUAACACUCAUGCUGUGGCCAUGGCUGACUUCCAUUUUUAAUUGUGGUCCACAGGUCCAUGUAUAAAUAUGAUUUCAAACAUCCCUCAAUCCAUAGUGGAGCUCUCACUGAUGAAAUCUGUAGAGUUAGUCAGGAAUUUUUUGAUGAAACUUUUUUGUUGUAAAAUGUCAAUACUGAAUCUGUUUGCAGAAAAAAAUAUCAGUUUUUGACAGAUCUUUCAUUGGAAGGGAUGGUGGGUCUAGCAUGGAAUUUCUGGUUUAAAAAAAAAAGGGGGGGGCAGAUAGAGAGUAGAGAAAACUUGAUCCCUAAGGUUGGCUAACACUCCAGGUAUUAAUGGUACUCCCCUAGAUUGUGGGAGCUCUAGGUUCAAUUCUUCACUGGGAUUCAAGGUACAAAAGGGCACAAGCACAUCUUGAAAAAGGGUAAGAAUAGUGAAAGAGAAGAUUGAUGAUAUUGCAACAUAGCAAAGUCUUGAGAGGCCCUCAUCUACUCAGGUCUCCAUUAAAAUGAUCUUUGGCUAUAGGUGAAGAGAAACAAACACGUGCCCUCCUGUUUCGUCUUGUAUAAAAUUCUGCCUGGUGGUCUGGUGACAUCUCCUUUGCUGUGAUCCUACCAGGAAAACAGGCUUGCAGCAGUCAGAAGAGAAGUACACUUCUUAUAUCCAAAAUCUGUUUCCACUCAGAAAUCAUAAUUUACUUAUGUAGUCUGACCACAUAAAGCCAGUUUCUGUUCAACAAAUACAGCUUUUGCAAGACAUUUUCAGCCUGCUGCUGACAGUUGUGUCUGGGCUGAGGUCAGAUGUUGAAGCAGUCUACCUAUCUUAGUUCCUCUUUUCUUGUAUUUCAUUCUGAACAAUGCAGUUCUACUGGAGAAACAUGUUAUUGUUCCCUUCUGUCACACAAUUUGUUUCUUUCUUGUGUUUAUAUUGAAUCAGUAAUGCCUUUGUAACAUAAGGUUAGUUCCCUUAAAGUGAGAGUCUGCUUUGAGAAGCUCUACUACUUGUGCAUAUGCAGAGUCAGAGCUGCUGAUCUGAGGGACAAAUGUCAGUCUAUACCAAUUUUUACAGCUGUUUACCCUGCAAAAGAAGCGGGAGCUGUUCCCUAUGUGCAUCAUCAACAGAACUGUUAAGUUCCAACAAGUUACUAUUGUGAAGUUCAUGGGGUUGCCCAGGUCUGCCUGAGUGUUUCAAUAUAACACAGAGGGCAAGAGCACUCUGGAUCCAUUCACUGAGGAAACAUUUUAUAACACUGGGGCACUUUUUAUGAAUGUUUAAAUCCUGGUUCUUGAGAAGCCAGUCAUCUCUGCAGCAGGCUGAAAUUUUUUGGGGAAACCUACUUUAU